UGUGUCGCAGAUUUUGUAAAGUCACUGGACGCUCAGAAAGAUCCAGCCAGAGGAAGUCUCUCCGGAUAAAUGUCAGGGAAACGAGGCGGCUGAAGGGAGCAGCGAGAGGAAGAGAGCACGGGACGGCUGUCACAAGCACUUAACGUUAGCUUAGUUUGUAACGGAGAAAUAACGUUACUUUGACAGUUAAACGCCAGCGGACGGACGGACGGACGGCGGCGUGCGCAGAGAUGGAGCUGUCAGCGAUUGGAGAGCAAGUGUUCGCUGUGGAAUCAAUCGUGAAGAAAAGAGUUAGAAAGGGGAAUGUGGAGUAUCUGUUGAAGUGGAAAGGAUGGCCUCCAAAGUACAGCACAUGGGAACCUGAGGAACACAUUCUGGACCAGCGCUUGGUGCAGGCCUACGAAGAAGCGCAGAGAGACAGAGCUCUGGGUCACAGGAGAAAAGGAUCCAAAGCCAAAAGACUCCUUCUGCAGAACACUGUCUACACCAUGGAUCUCCGCAGCGCUCACAAGACUCCAGAGAAGCCUCCGCCUCGCCUGCGUCUCUCCCUGACACGCUCUCUGGUCUCCGAGGAUGAGGAUCAGCCGUACAGCGCCUGCAGGCAGGACCCGCAACUGGCACAUCGAAAAAGCGAACCCAGGAGGUCACAGUUCAAGUGCCUUGAUUCAAAUCCUUCGAGUCCCACCCAAGAGGACUGGGAAAGUCGGGGAGAGGAAGAAGAGGAGGAGGACAAUGUAGAAUAUGAAGAGGAUAUAUACGAGGAGGAGGAGAAAGAGGAGGCUCUAAAGGAGACAACAGAGAAGAGCGGAGGCAUUUUAAGUGGACAGGACAGUACAGACGAGUGGAGCUCCGCUAUUGGACCGGACGAGGUCAUCGCAUCAGAGAAGCCGGACGACGGCGUCUGGAGACCCGUCAUCGGCCCGGGGGAGGUGACCGUCACGGACGUCACCCUCAACUCGCUCACAGUGACUUUCCGAGAGUCGAGAGUGGCCAUAGGCUUCUUCAGAGACUGGGGCCUGGAGGUCCGAAAUGAGAUGAGGUCUGAGUAGGUUGGCGGGGAGGGCGCUGCGAGAGGGAGGAGGAGGCUUCAUCACAGCGUGUGAAAGGUGGUUGAGGGCCAGGGUUGGUGUUUUCACUCCCUCUGCUCUUCCUCUCACCAGCUACUUCCAGCCUAGUCAGUGGUAUGUUUACAUGCACAGAGUCACCUGGAUACAAUCCAAACUCCAGUUAAUGUUAUAUUUAGGUUAACUCUAACUGGUCGUGACUUCCAUUUUAGACCCAAGUCGCCAGGCGGAUUGAGGUGCAAACACUGGCACUGGACCCAAUGUGAGCGAGCUGUGGCCCGUAUAUGGCACAUGUCAGAUUCAGGUUGAUUUUGGAGAUCCACACUUUGGCUAAGGGCUAGAUGUAGUUAGCAGUACUUGGGCUGGUUGAGGGCCCCCAUUGUUGGCCCCUCGUCCACUGUCAGUGUCAGUGAACAGUUAAAAUGUGACUCAGUAGGCGAAUCGGGAAGUGAGUCAUAAAGUCUCACACCUACAUUAGGAGUCUGUGACUUGCUGGGAUCAGUUAAAAUGUGCUGAUACAGAGAUAUAAUUAUUUUAUUGGUUUUCAUUUUUUCCACCUUAAAGGUUCCCUGUAGAGUUUUCUUCAAAAUAAACAGUUAUGUUUACAUUCAGUGUUACUUACCAAAAGUAUUUUGCCUCAAUUUUAUCCUCUAGGUUUAAUAAUCAAUCUAAUGCAUUUCAAUCCCAUUAAAACCUUUGCAAAGGCAAGGCAACUAUUUAUAUAGAACAUUUCAUACACCAGGGGAAUUCAAUGUGCUGUUACUGGGUAAUAAAAGUACAAGGAUACGCAGUUUGAUCAAAUUCAAAACAAAAAAGUUCAUUAAAGCUGAUUUCUAAAAAUGAAUUAGACCCUGCAUUGCAUUGUUUACUAGCUUGCAGUCCUAUUCUUCCUUUCCUUCUGCUAGGGCAUCACUGCCACCUGUAGAUCAGCGGAAUAGUGUGAAACCUGCAGCAGGAAUGUGCAUCACAUCGCCCAGGAACUAAUAAACUGGGACCCACUCAUGACAACAUUGCUCCAUAGCGCCACAAGUGGUCAAAAACAGCACAGGGAACCUUUAAAGCAGUUAACAGGAGGGACCUCAUGGAUGAAAAUGUUGAUCUUGUCUCCUGUCAUACCGUACGAGUUGUCCAUGUCAGAUUCAGCAAACGUAGUAAAAUAAACAGUUCCUACAGUCAUCAGAUGACUGUAGUGGGAGAAGAGUAUACAGUAGCAUAGUAGCAGAGUUAUGACAUCUAUGUUUUGUGACCUAAAAGCAAAUAAUGUGAGUAAUCAGGUGAAGGAGAGAAAGUUCUCUGUGCAUGUAAACAUGGCCGCUGUUUCUGUCUCUUCCACACUAAGCAAACCGUUCAGUACUGGACUCAUACGUAUUGUACAUACUCCAAAACUACAGUAAAGUGGGCAUAGCCGUUAGUCCCAUACUAACAUGCAGUGCUGUACCUGUAACCUGUGAAAACAUAGACUGUUACUACUGUACAACACGUGGCUUAGUCUUGUAUGCGUUUCCAAAUCCUCGGAGAGAUGAUUUGAUCCGCCUGCAUGGCUUUCUCCUCCGGUACAGUUAUAUUAAUGCAAACACACACAGUGUAGUUCUCUCUGUCCACCCAGCUCUUCAUCUCACAACAUACGACACACCACAAACGAUAUGAAUUGUACCAAAAUCAGAAAACUAGAUGAGACUUGAUGACAGAAUGUACUGUGGAAUUGCACUGUGUUUACUGUACAUCAUAAAGGUUAGUGUGUCUAUCAGGAGCCUCCUUGUAGAGUUUGACCGACAGGGUUAGUCACAUAUUUUAAAUGACUGAAAGCUGUUUUAUGAAACAUACCUAAAGGUUUUAUUGAAUUGCUCCCUUCCAGUUACCUCUCACAAAGGCACAAAAAUCCACUUGCACUCUUAAAGAUAAUCUAUCACAGUUAACAAUGUGUAAAAGUGUGUCAGCUUUAUGGAUUUAUUAAGCUGUGUUCUAGUAAUGUUACCAACUAUCGUUAUUAAAUCAAACCAAAAAUCAAGACAAAGCUUAAGCAACAUGGACAUUAAAACGAUCAUGUUAAUCUUGUAGUUUUUGUGUUGCUCAGGAGGGGUCUGCAUCCCUAAAGGGGUUGCGAGAGCAGUCUAGUCGGUCGCAGGACGAUUGUCCAGGACUUAGGAAAAGUUUGUCUUUUAGACUUUUCUCUGAUGUUUGCUUUUAUCUUGUGAAAUACUUUAGUUUCAACCUUUUUAGGCCUUUUAAAUUAUUCAGAUAAACCAAUCAGCUCACAACUGUCCUAUGACGGGGGGUUGCAAGGAGAUAUUCCCUUAUAUUAAAGGUUAGGUUCACAAUUUUUCCAGUCCUAGUAGUCAUUCCUGUUGAUACCGGCCAUUAAGAGACCCCUUCCUAAUGUGCUUUCAUGUGUAAGUGAUGAAAUCCACAGUCCCAGUUCUCUGCAAAAAUAUACUCCAAAGUUUAUAUUAUGCUAAUAUGAGCAGCUGUCUAAGUUCAACAAAUCACAUGAAUGUCCUCCAGAGUUAGUUAGUUAGAGUUAGUAGUCUUUUUGGUAUAAAAUUCCCUCUUCGUGCUUCCUGUUUUCUUGGUCAACUGCAGAAAUUAUACUUACAAAAAGACUACAGAAGCCUGAUAUUAGCUUCAGACUACAUUUUGAAUACAUUUUUGCACAAAAAGGCACCUGUGAAUUCGGCAAAUUUAGAUUUCAAUUGAGCCUUUAGCUCCGUUAUCAGAGAACUGUAGAUUGUAGAAAUAUCAAGUUCAUUUCAGACUUUGGAAACCGCAGUUAAAAGUAAAGUCUAUUACAAAUAGAAUAAUUAUUAGUAGGUUAAUAUUAAUAGAUUCCAAUGACAGAAAUACAAAUAGAUGAAUACCACUAAUAAUAAUAUAAUGAUUAAAUAUCUAGAAUAAUAACAUAAGUCAGAAAAAUGGGAAAAUGGGAAUUUCCGAAUGUACAAUUCCAUGACACCUGAGCAAAUUCAAUCUGAAAUAAACUGUUGCUGCCUGGAAGGUGAGAGGUUAAUCUAAAAACCUGCAUGUAUGUGCAAUGUGUAGUUAAUGGGCUAAAACAUGAGAAAUAUGGUCUUUAACGCAGGGUGACCCAGCCCCGUCUAUCAAACACAUGGUUAGAAAACUAAAUAAUCAUUUAAUUAGAAAUACUUACAAAUCCAAAUUUUCCCCACAGCUUUACAGACUUAUUUUAUGUAACUGUGUUCAGGGAUAACAUCGAUUAAUAAAAUAAAAGCCCAACUCUGAACCCAGUUUGUCGGCCCAACCCUGCUGGCUUCCUGACCAGUGGACACAGGAGCUGAUGUGAUGUGUCAAGUCUGUGGAAUCUCCCACAGUGGCGUCCCAUUGGUCCACGUGUUGUUUAUCCUACACUGAGGAUGAUGGGUCAGCGUCUCGUGAUCUCAAACCUGUCUCUGUGUGACAAUGAAGCUGCAGGGAAUGGAAGUGCCUGAUGUUGCAUCAUUUUGUUGUUGUUUUGUCUGUAGGGCUAAUGCCUCUCUCUAUCCUUUACACACACACACACACACACACACACACACACACUAUUACUGUCCCAGCUUAUUUGGUUUCUGUCUCUCUGAAUGCACGAUCCUCCACGGAUGUUAUUAAGACUUGAAAUAUGAGGGGACUUGAAAGGGGAGGAAGAUGGAGGGGACAGUAGGGAAAAACCUGUAUUUUUUAAGUCGUUAUUUUUCUACAUUGACCUGAAUGUAUAUUUAUUCUUUAAAGAUACCUGUGUAUUUGUCAUGCAGAUGACUGAACAGAGUAGUUUUUAUACAGUUUGUGAUAACUACUGAGCUGAUGCCAUAUUUAAAUGUACUGAAACAAGCACCUGGAUUUGACGUUGCCUAAUGUGGUUGCUUGUGCUGCUUCUGUCCACCAUUGAGCGAAGAACCUUGCACUUUAUUGUGAUGUAAACCUGCACCUUACCUGCUCCAGUCUAUGAAGUGUCAUCGUGUAAAGAAUAUUUCUAUGGUAAUACUAAAAUAAA
Morone saxatilis (striped sea-bass) is the source of this 5046-nucleotide messenger RNA. RefSeq names its product chromobox homolog 7b (gene cbx7b). The transcript is spliced from 6 exons. NCBI's taxonomy places the organism in Eukaryota, Metazoa, Chordata, Actinopteri, Moronidae. The record is from RefSeq and is a predicted model, not a curated record. Gene Ontology annotation, cellular component: PRC1 complex. Gene Ontology annotation, biological process: negative regulation of transcription by RNA polymerase II. The coding region runs from base 231 to 1049 and encodes 272 amino acids.